Histoplasma capsulatum G186AR is the source of this 444-nucleotide messenger RNA. RefSeq lists its product as uncharacterized. The record is from RefSeq and is a predicted model, not a curated record. Lineage: Eukaryota; Fungi; Ascomycota; Eurotiomycetes; Onygenales; Ajellomycetaceae. Bases 1 to 444 code for a protein of 147 amino acids. The transcript has 3 exons.
AUGCUUCUUAAUCCAGCCAGUCUCCGCACAGAGUUCCGAGCACGAAACAUUAGAAAUGACAUUCAAGAGGCAAAAAGAAACAAUGACCGUCCCAAGAAGAGAUACUGGUUCAAAAAGAUCAUGAUGAAGCUCUGGCGCCCAUUGGGCAAAAUCUCCCUUUUAAAUACAAUUAAAGAGAAGCGCCGCGAGAAACGAGCUGCCAGAGGACCAUAUCAGCCAGCUCCGAUGCACACUGAGUAUCAGUACGUUUACGCAGAUGUACCUUCAAGUACCUCUGAGCUCGAACAUGAUAUCGACAAUGACAGUAACGUGGCAAAUGAAAGAGAGAGUUUGGCAUCAGACGCGUCGUCGGUGAGGGAAGAAGACAUGCUCCACCAGGACGGGUUUGAUAUGCUGAACAACGGGAAAGAAUUUAAGAGACGAGCUGAUGAGAAUGGAGAUUAA